Molecule: messenger RNA, 882 nt
Organism: Penicillium soppii
Lineage: Eukaryota; Fungi; Ascomycota; Eurotiomycetes; Eurotiales; Aspergillaceae
Product: ribosomal RNA processing 1 family protein
Exons: 4
Coding region: 1-882 (293 amino acids)
Biological process (GO): rRNA processing
Cellular component (GO): preribosome, small subunit precursor; preribosome, large subunit precursor; nucleus
Source: RefSeq, a predicted model, not a curated record
AUGGACGGUCAAAAGACUCCGUUUGUCAGGGAGCUCGGUUCGAGCGACCGAAAAGUUCGUGACAAGGCGCUUGAGUCUCUAACGAAGUUCGUGCAAUCGCGCAACGAUCUGACCCUCGUGGACCUUCUCAAACUCUGGAAGGGCCUGUUUUUCUGUUUCUAUCACUCCGACCGACCCCUCACACAACAAGCUCUCGCCCGCGCUCUCUCCUACUCUCUCGUCCCUUCCCUUCCUCAAGCAACCCUCCACCGCUUCCUGCGCGCCUUCUGGAUCACCAUCGGCCGUGAUUACCACUCACUAGACCGCCUGCGCCUGGACAAGUACCUGAUGCUCAUCCGUUUCUAUGUCGGCGUGGCAUUUGAAAUUCUUGUGAAGAACUCCUCAGCAAAGAGCGCCGACGGGAAAAAGCGCAAGCGCGAAGACGCGGCCAAAAAGAGUCGCGGCAAGAAGCAAAAGAAGCAGGCUGAGGCUGAGGCCGAGGCUGCUGAAGAGGAGAAGGACGAUGCUGAAGACCUCGAAGCUAAAUACCCCGAUCUCGCGGCUUAUAUCUCUAUUAUCGAGGAGGGACCCUUGUGUCCGCUGAACUACGACGAAGACCAGGACAAGGAAUCCGACGACCCGAAUUACGUCCCCAUGCCCCAUGGACCUGAUGGAUUGCGCUACCAUCUCAUGGAUAUUUGGAUUGAUGAGCUGGAGAAGGGCGAUGUGCCUGUUGAACUUAUCCUGCGGCCAUUGGAGAAGCUGCGUACUGAGAGUCGCUACAAGCCUGUCCGGACGAGGGCCGCUGAGGCUUUGCAAGACGACCGACUGUUUGAGUGGGGCAUUCGGACAAGACCGGUUGAGGAAGAAGAUAGCGAGGAGGAAUGGGGUGGAUUUGACUAA